This is a messenger RNA of Paraglomus brasilianum, 1881 nucleotides long. The record is from the annotation of a GenBank genome assembly. Lineage: Eukaryota; Fungi; Glomeromycota; Glomeromycetes; Paraglomerales; Paraglomeraceae.
AUGAAUUCAACAACGAUCUCCCCAGACGCAUCACCGGCACUUUCUUCCAGGGAGAGUUCUACGCCUCCAAAUCCUCACUCGGAUUUUUACUCUUCAGAUCAUGUUCCUAAAUCUCCCCGUUCGCCCUCACCUUCUUCCUAUCUUGGUUCCCUUCCUUCGCCAACUGAUCCAUCUCUUACUUCUCUAACUCGCGCGCUCUACUCCCGCCUGGCGAACAAUGUGCCUAAAAAAGAAAACAAAGGGGAAGAAAAGGAUAAAACAUGGCACAUAUUUGUUGGAGAGCCGACAAAGUUGAUAAGCGUUAGUGAAUUCUUGGAAAAUUGUAUGAGAACAUUAGAAGCAGAGACCGAGAUCAGCGUGGAAGAAGAGAGCAUGGGAAUGAAUAACGCUUUUAGUAAUCUUUGGUUAUAUAUUAAUCAAAUAUGUGAUCUCGGUGGACUUGGUUUUUUGAUGGUUUCAGGAGAGGUCCAGGAACAUUUGAAAACCUCAACUAGUUUCUUUGCCGAUGCAACAUUGUUUUAUCUCCUACGUGAACAUCAUUCAUUACACGACGACGAUAUUGGACAAUCUGGACAGUCUGAAGGCGGUCUUCGAAAACGGUCACGAGGUGGAGGGGGUGAGAAGGAAGGAAACGAGAGGCGAAAGGAGAAAAAACUUAAACGAGUCCCGCCUGCCGUUGCUGCUGUCAUAAGGGUCGAAAACAAUUUGGGGAGCUUGUCUACAAGUGAAAGCGAUAUUGUAUCUACUUCCAUCUGUAUCCCAACGGCUGCCACCACUAAUAAUACCAAUACUGCUACUUUCUCACCAACCACAUUGGGACAAUCCCGUGCGACCUCCCACACGAAUUCUUCCACUUUACCCACUUCAAUCGGUUCACUUGUCUUGCCUCCGUUAAGUUCAACCGCCGACAACAAUACGAAUUUCAGUGAAGAAGGGACGGUUUCGACGUCUACACAUGUUGGAAAUCGGGUUGCGGAGGAUCAGAGGGGAAUGACUGUGAAUAAUAGUACGAAUGGGGCUAUAACCACAAUCACAUCUGGUCCUACACGACCCAAACCCACUAGCCUAGAGUUGCAAUUCUGGGAAAUGGCUGGGAUGUUGGAUAACAGUAUAUUGGCUAGUUUGAAGGAAGAAAAUAGAGUAAAACUUGAAAAAAAGCGACCAGAUUUGAAUUUUGUGUCAACUGAGAAGGCUCGCAUAUCAACACAUCAAACCUUGCCGAUAACGAAACCUGAAGUAGUACUCUCUGUCGCAUUCUACGAUCAUCAUAAUCCAGCUUCGCGCAUGCAAGAAUUCCUCGUACUCGGUAGUCAACCGUUAACUGCUCUCAAAGAUGCUUUUUAUUGUUUAAAAGAUUUUUAUUCGGCUGAAACUGAGAAAUCCGCUUCCAGCUAUUUCUUAAUCGAAAAUACGUUUUACAAUGACCUUCGAGAUGAGGGCGUUCAAGAUUAUAGCAAAACAAUAAUAGACUGGCUGAGCCAUCAGAGCGAAGAAACCAAAGCAAAACUGGGCCCAUACCGGAGUAACACAAUGCACGAAACCAAAUUUGAAGAAUUGACAAUAAGACUGAACCAACCAUAUCUGUUCUGUCAUCGGGGCGAUUGUCAGCAUGCUUUGAUAUUUAGGGAUUUGCGAUUAUUACAUGAUGGGGACGAGCAAGAUUAUAAUGCAUAUCCCAAGGCUGUCUUUCGAUGUAAGAUUUCGAGGAGUAAAUGCAAAAUGUGUCUCCAACGACCGGCUCAAUUCACUACGUUGAAUGACUACCUGUCCGGUGAAUGUCCAGCCUACUUCUGUGAGACAUGCUAUAAUCAAUUUCAUUAUGAUGAAAACGGGACACUGCUCUAUGACAGUUUCCAGGUCUUCCCAUACGUACACGAAUAA